Messenger RNA from Setaria italica (foxtail millet), 1493 nucleotides. Its product is annotated as pectinesterase. The record is from RefSeq and is a predicted model, not a curated record. Gene Ontology annotation, molecular function: pectinesterase inhibitor activity; pectinesterase activity. The coding region runs from base 41 to 1231 and encodes 396 amino acids. NCBI's taxonomy places the organism in Eukaryota, Viridiplantae, Streptophyta, Magnoliopsida, Poales, Poaceae. The transcript has 2 exons. Gene Ontology annotation, biological process: cell wall modification.
CACCUGCCUCGACGGGUUCGCGUACCAGAACGGCGGGCGGAUGCGGCGCUACAUCGAGCCGACGCUCUACCACGUCUCCCGCAUGGUCAGCAACUCGCUCGCCAUGGCCAAGAAGCUGCCCGGCGCGCCCUCGCCGUCGCCAUCGUCGGCGCAGGCGGAGACGAAGACGGAGGCGACCGCGGCGCCGCGGCAGCCGUUCGUGGGGUACGGGCAGAUGGUGAAGGGGUUCCCGCGGUGGGUGCGUCCCGGGGACCGUCGGCUGCUGCAGGCCCCCGCAUCGGGCAUCAAGGCCGACGCGGUGGUGGCGAAGGACGGGAGCGGGAACUUCACGACGGUGGCGGCGGCGGUGGCGGCGGCGCCGACCAACUCGCGGAGGCGGUACGUGAUCUACAUCAAGGCCGGGGCGUACAUUGAGAACGUGGAUGUCGGGAAGAAGCACGUGAACCUGAUGUUCGUCGGCGACGGCAUCGGCAAGACGGUCAUCAAGGGCAGCCGCAACGUCAUCGACGGCUCCACAACCUUCCGCUCCGCCACGGUCGCUCUUGUGGGCAACAACUUCCUGGGCCGCGACCUGACGAUCGAGAACUCGGCGGGCCCGUCGAAGCACCAGGCGGUGGCGCUCCGGGUGGGCGCGGACCUCUCCGCCUUCUACCGGUGCAGCUUCGUGGGUUACCAGGACACCCUGUACGUGCACUCCCUCCGGCAGUUCUUCCGCGACUGCGACAUCUACGGCACCAUCGACUUCAUCUUCGGCAACGCCGCCGUCGUCUUCCAGAGCUGCAACCUCUACGCCCGGAAGCCGCUCCCGAACCAGAGCAACAUCUUCACGGCGCAGGGCCGGGAGGACCCCAACCAGAACACGGGCAUCUCCAUCCAGCGCUGCAAGGUGGCGGCGGCGUCCGACCUCGCCGGCCAGGAGUCGUCGACCAAGACCUACCUGGGGCGGCCGUGGAAGCAGUACUCCCGCACGGUGUUCCUGCAGUCGGAGCUGGACUCGCUGAUCGACCCCGCCGGGUGGCUCGAGUGGAACGGCAGCUUCGCGCUGGACACGCUCUACUACGGCGAGUACAUGAACACGGGCGCCGGCGCCGGCACGGCCGGGAGGGUCAAGUGGAAGGGGUACCGCGUCAUCACCAGCGCGGCCGAGGCCAGCGCAUUCACCGUCGGGUCAUUCAUCGACGGCGACGUCUGGCUCGCCGGCACGUCCAUCCCCUUCACCACUGGCUUGUGAGCGAGACGUCGCCGCGUCGGUCAGUGAUUCAUUCAUCAGCAAAGUGAUUCUGAUUCACAGGGAGCGAUCGAGAUGGCAAUAAAUGGAUGGCGUAAGUUGAUUGAGAGGUGGAAAGGCACCGAUCCGGUCAUGUGUCUGUCGUUGAUUCUUUUUGUGUUGUUCAAGUCUGUAUACGUGCAUUGCGUGAAUUCGGUACACGGGUCCGAAUGAACUUAAUACUACGUAUAGGUAUUACGACGUUAAAUCUGGUGUACUUUGUUCA